Salvia splendens (bonfire salvia) is the source of this 1983-nucleotide messenger RNA. Its product is annotated as putative transferase At4g12130, mitochondrial. NCBI's taxonomy places the organism in Eukaryota, Viridiplantae, Streptophyta, Magnoliopsida, Lamiales, Lamiaceae. The record is from RefSeq and is a predicted model, not a curated record. Gene Ontology annotation, cellular component: mitochondrial matrix. Gene Ontology annotation, biological process: iron-sulfur cluster assembly. Bases 138 to 1268 code for a protein of 376 amino acids. Gene Ontology annotation, molecular function: protein binding. The transcript is spliced from 8 exons.
UGUAAAUAAUUAUAAGUAAGAAAAAAGUGCGAGUGAGACGAUUCUAUUCAUCUCUGAAGAGACAUUUCAUCGAAUAGGUACAGUGCUCCUCUAUCACCUCCCCAGCUCAACUCCCCUCCGCCGCUCACCUCCAAAAAAUGCAUGGCCUCAACUCCUCUCUCCGCCUCAUUACAUCCAAAUUCUUCUCCACGCAGCCCAAUCUCCAUUCCACCAGCCCCACGGCGUGUCUCUUAAAAAACCGGUCCAUAAUCCGGUUCAGCGGACCCGAAACCAUCAAAUUCCUCCAGGGUCUGCUCACCAACGACGUCCGGAGCUUCGAAGAUCCGCAAACUGCGGCGUCGCCGGUGUACGCCGCGAUGCUGACUCCUCAAGGGAGGUUUCUCUACGAUUUUUUCUUAUACAGACCGCCCCGACCCGACCCAGGUGAGCUGGAGGUUUAUGCGGAUGUGGACGGAUCUGUCGUCGACGAGCUCUUGGCAGCCUUGAAAAAAUACCGUUUGAGGUCUAAGGUCGAUAUUGAGAAUGUCGGGGAGGAAUUUUCCUGCUGGCAACGGUUUGGUCGGGGCCUUGAACUUGAUUCUGUUGGCUGGGGUGGUAUAGUUGAUCAGUCGGGUGUAUCCUCUUCACAAGGAACUAACAUUGGUUGGAAUUGGCAUAACGAUCCACGACUGGCUUGUCUAGGAUACAGGGGCAUCUUUCCGUCUAAUGCAACGCCCUGCGUGCGACUUUAUAUCCGGUUUGUAUUCAUCUGGUACAUGUAUGCAUUUGCUGUAGCGCCUCUAGUCGAGGAGGACAAGGAAACGGAUGAACGGAACUUUCUUCUUUGGAGAUUAGAGAAGGGAGUUGCAGAAGGCUCUUCUGAGAUUCCAAAGGGUGAGGCAAUACCACUCGAGUACAAUCUUGUUGGUCUAAAUGCUAUAAGCUUUGACAAAGGAUGUUAUGUUGGCCAAGAACUUGUUGCUCGUACACAUCACCGUGGAGUAAUCCGAAAACGUUUGAUUCCUGUUCGAUUCUUGAGUGGUAGCGGAAAAGAGGUGGAGCAACAAGUAUCUCCUGGUUCGGAAGUGAUAAGCAAUGCGUCUAAAAAGAAAGCCGGGACAGUCACGGCUGCACUUGGGUCCCGUGGUCUGGCACUCAUCCGCUUGGAGGAAGCUUUCAAAGAGACGGGCGCCUUGACCAUCAACGGCCGGGAAGAUAUCAAAGUCGAGACUAUUAGGCCAAAAUGGUGGCUGCCGGAGUGGUUUCUUCAUCAGCAACAGCUGACAUAGGAUUUGUAUGUGACUUCGCAGCCGGGAACUUUUGCACUAUGAAUCAGAAGCUCAAGUUUGGUUAAUAAUUAGACUCGAACGCACAGAAGUCCAGUCCAUUUAAUCAUAGAAGCCCAAGCCCAUUUACAGCAAACAUUGGGAGCCCAAUCAACACACAAUAAAAAUCCAUUUUUCUCAAAGGGCAUCUUCUUCUAGGGUUUUCGAUUUCUGAUUGCCAAAAGCAAACCGAAUUCAGCAACAGACGACAACAAUGGCGAAGAACAGAAACAAGAAGAAGAAUAGUUCGACUGCUAUGGCCGUCGAUUCUUCUACCGCCAACAAUUCGGUAGCGGAAGAACCUCAAGCCAUGGACGUGUCUGAGACCGUAGCUAAAAGAGAUUAUGUUGGCGGAGGACUUCUCAGGAAAGUGAAGGCCGGGAGACCCAUGAAGAGAUCGAAGAAUGUUAGGAAGACGAAGGCAGUAGCCAAAGCUCUGUCGAAAAGUGAGAAGUCAGUGGAGAAAAUUUCAAAAAGUGAGAGCAAGGUAUUGAGGACUAAAUCAGCCAAAAAUCUCUACCAAUAGUGUGUAGUAUUAGUAUUACUGUUUAUGGUUUUCAUGUUUAGUUAGUCAUGGCUAAUUAAUUAGUCACUAUGUUCAAUUUUGCAAAAGGUGGGGUGUUACUUUGUGGACAAAUUUCUUGAUAAGAGUGUAAUUUGCAAAUCCAUUAUUCAUUUA